This is a messenger RNA of Hyaloperonospora brassicae, 603 nucleotides long. The record is from the annotation of a GenBank genome assembly. Lineage: Eukaryota; Oomycota; Peronosporomycetes; Peronosporales; Peronosporaceae.
AUGGCUACAUGUCGGCGUCGACGCUGCGUGCGUCAACUCGUGCUUGAAGCUGCCAGAGCGCGGGCAAGCGAUGCGCUGACGCUGGCAACGCGCGACGGAGAUGCAAAGCCGUUGUUUGCUCCGUACAGUCCGUCGCCGCAUGCAACGAUUGACGCCGUCUGGACGAAAUUAGCGGCGCUUCAAGUGGCGUUGAGUGCCGACGAUCUGCUCGUGGACUUGGGCUGUGGCGAUGGGCGGUGGCUGAUAUCAGGAGCUCAGCGGUUUGGCUGUUCUGCAUUGGGCAUCGAACUGGAUCUGAAACUGGUGCAACGAGCAAAGGAGCACGUGGCGCAGCAGCGAUUGCAAGGCCGCGUGCGGGUGGAGCUCGGAGAUGUGCUCGAGGCCGACGUCUCGAACGCCACGUUGGUCAUUGUCUACGCGUUUGCCGACUCUGUGGCGACGGUUGUGUCGCAGCUGAUUGAACAGCUGACAGAAGAGGCCAACGUGCUGUCGAUCGGGUUUCGCGUUCCCGAGUGGAAAGCGUCAUGGGGCGAUCGCGAUGGAGGGUUGCCCUGGUAUUUCUAUCGCAUGAGCGACUGCGUUGGAAAGCGGGGAAAGGGGUGA